CCUCAGAUUGUUGAGCAGUGCUCCAACGAUGCGUUGCACGUGCGCAGUUUAGACGGUCUUGUUUAUCUUCGAUUCGUGCAAUAAUCGUUCACAUGCAGGGUAGCUCGACGUUGCAGUAGGGCUUAUACGACAGUCGUUGCCGAAAAGUUUUACGUUCCAUCUAAUCGGGACAAAAGGAGCCAUCUGUAUAAACAAGAUUGAAUGGGUGAGUUACCCUGAAAGGCGAGCUCUACACAUCACCGGGUGAAUUUUGUUCAAACUGACAAACUGCAAGAGCAUGACUAACGUACGGGAAAACAACGACAUGGGACACGCGGAUUUCCAAGCGCUCCGAGACAUGGCCAACCGGAUUCGACUUCACAGCGUUCGUGCAACCAGCGCUGCCGGCUCGGGUCACCCGACAUCGUGUGCAUCAAUUGCUGAAAUAACGUCAGUGUUGUUCUUCCAUACGAUGAGAUACAGGGUCCAGAAGCCUCGUGACCCAAACAGUGACAGAUUUGUCCUCUCAAAGGGUCAUGCUGCUCCUGCACUGUACGCGGCGUGGGCCGAGGCUGGCUUAUUUCCCGUUGAAGACCUACUUAAUCUGAGAAAGGUGGACAGCGAUUUGGAAGGACACCCAACCCCGAGACUCGAGUUUAUUGACGUUGCGACGGGCUCACUAGGCCAGGGACUGAGCUGUGCCGCCGGCAUGGCGUAUACCGGUAAAUACUUUGACAGGGCAAGUUAUCGUGUGUUCUGCGUUGUUGGCGACGGCGAAAGUGCAGAGGGUUCUAUAUGGGAGGCCAUGGCCUUCGCCAGCUUCUACAAACUAGACAACCUGGUCGCCAUAUUUGACGUAAACCGUUUUGGGCAGAGUGACUUAACGGCGCUGGAGCACGACUUGGAUGCUUAUAGGAUAAGAGUUGAGGCAUUCGGAUGGAACACGUACGUUGUAGACGGCCACAGUGUGGAGGAAUUGGUUCAGGCUUUCGCUGCAGCGGAACAAGUAAAAGAUAAACCGUCUUGCGUCAUUGCAAAGACAUUCAAAGGCAAAGGAUUUCCUGGCAGUGAAGACCAGGCAAAGUUCCACGGGAAAGUAGUUGGCGAUAAAGAUUUAGUCAUCGACUCCAUUGAGAAACAGUUGGUAUCGAAGGGGUCUUUAAACCUUGAACCACGGCUGCCUAUUGAUGAUGCUCCUCCUGUCAAUAUCCAAGAUCUAAUCUUGCCAGAGCCGCCAAAUUAUAGGAAGGGAGACAGGCUAGCACCCCGGGUGGGCUUUGCCAGCGCUUCAUCAAAGCUUGGAAAACUUAACAAGCGCGUUAUCACUCUGGACGGGGACAUGCGUGGCUCCACCUUUUCCAACAAGUUUAGGGAGACUUGUCCUGACCAGUUCUUAGAAUGCUUCAUAGCGGAACAAAACAUGGUUGGCGUGGCGAUAGGGUGCGCCACCAGGGACAGAACAGUGGUCUUUCUCUGCACAUACGGGAGUUUCUUAACUAGGGCUUACGAUCAGAUUCGCAUGGGGGCCAUCUCACAAACCAAUAUCAAUAUUCUGGGGUCUCAUCCUGGAGUUUCCGUAGGUGCAGACGGGCCGUCUCAGAUGGGUAUGGAGGACAUGGCGAUGUUUCGUGCCGUGCCCAAUUGCACAGUGUUCUACCCGAGCGACGCGGUCUCCAUGGAGGGUGCCGUGAAACUCGCCGCAUGCACCAAAGGAAUAGCGUAUAUCCGGUCCACUCGAUCAGAAACCAGCGUUAUAUACGACAACGAGGAGAGAUUUCAUAUAGGAGAGGCAAAGGUUGUGCGACAACACCCCAACGAUCAAGUCACCGUGGUGGCAGCGGGCGUUACCCUGGAUACAGCACUGCAGGCAGCUGCCAUUUUGGAAACAGAGGGAAUACACAUCCGUGUCAUAGACCCCUUCACCGUGAAACCGUUGGACAGGGAGACGAUUCUCUCCGCCGCUAGGGCAACUGGGGGCAGAGUUUUGACAGUUGAGGAUCACUAUCCAGAAGGGGGUAUAGGCGAAGCAGUGGCGGCAGCUAUCGGAGAUCAGAGCGACAUCCGUGUGCGCAUUUUAGCCGUACGUGAUAUUCCGCGCAGUGGGCCAGGUGAUGUCCUUUUGGACAAAUACGGCCUUGGGCCAUCAUCUAUCAUCAAGGCCAUCAAAGAAGAUAUAGGGGCCAAUUGAGCAAUGUGGUUUAGGCAUGCACUGUUCAAGUGUUGCGCAUCUUGUAACUGUGGUAUUUUCGACCUGCACAUUUACCAGAUGGCGAACAUUUAUGCAUUUAUAAAAGCCGCUGACAUAGGCACUCUGUGGGGUUUAGUAUAGUUAAACGGAACAAAUUAUUGAGGAGUUUGGUUCAUCUGGCCACAUUGCGAUUUACCUGUCUCAUCAGUAUCUCUGUGUAUAAUCUGUCUCGUGUUAAGACAUAAGGAGGGGACUUUUUGUACAUUUAUUUGGAACUGCUGAAAGGCUCUUGUGGUGUGCUCUUUUUAUUGAGCCUGUAUUAUUAUUAUUAGAUGGAUUUGUGUGCAAAGCUGAGUUCUUUUUCAAAUAGACAUAUUUCAACAA
This is a messenger RNA of Lingula anatina, 2551 nucleotides long. Its product is annotated as transketolase-like protein 2. The record is from RefSeq and is a predicted model, not a curated record. NCBI's taxonomy places the organism in Eukaryota, Metazoa, Brachiopoda, Lingulata, Lingulida, Lingulidae. Gene Ontology annotation, molecular function: transketolase activity; thiamine pyrophosphate binding.